AAAACAUGGCGUCUAUGAGGGGAUAAAGCUGGGUUUUUUAACCGUUUUGGAGCCCUUGUGUUUUAAUCAUCUGAUCAGGUUCUCAGCUGUAGGCAGCUCUUUAUCAGAGAGACUUGAUGCUGUUUGCGGAGGGAAAUCCGCGUCUUGUGGGCAUACUGCAACGCCGUGACGCAACUCGCACUCUCCUGCUGCAUCACUAUAAAAUAUGAAUCACCAGUGUGCCGACGAUCGGGUCCUGAUUUGGGUGUAAAUAUCAUGUAAUUGGUGAGGAAGGAGGGGGGUGUGGCGCAAAGUAUCGGCCAUUCACUAAAAUCAGUACAAGCCCGGAGCUGGUGCACUCGUGCACAGGGAGCCAGGUUUGAUCGCUGUGGCGCUGUCUGUGUGCUCGGACUCCGGCUGGGUUCUCAGGCCAGCCAGCCUUCGGCAGCCAUCCCCGCCGUGCCCCGUCCCUCCGCAGGCUCCGGGCUGCAGAUAAAAGCGCUCCACGCAGGGACUCGCAUCGCGUUACGCAGCUUCAAAGCCUGGAUGCAGGGCGAGCCAGUGGCCUGGGGAUGAUGAUGCGAUGCCCACGGUGUGAUUAAAGGUACGUCAGCAUCGUGAUCCAUGGCUGUGCUGUGUGUGUCCGAGCAGAUUGUGAUCCGAGAGAAGAUUGAAUGCCUCUAAAAUCUCAAGGCCGUGAGCCCUGUGCAGGGUGAUGAUGAGCAGUCAGGGCGGCAGCAGCAGGGGAAGUGGCCAGCAUGCUGCCACUCCGCCCCCUCGUCACACCCCUGGACCCAAGCUGCAGGUCCAGCGUUCCCACUCUCGUGACACCAUCACCAUACACUUCUCUGCUCUGGGGAAAGAGGAAGACGAUGAGGAAGAGGAGCUCUUUGGGAUACCCGCUGGAUCUGUUAAAGACAAGUCUGUCCUCGAUGGUACAGGGGGGCUUCAAGGUCCAGCUUCAGCAGCUGAUGACCGGUGCGUUGCUACAGGCUUGGAAGCAAAAGAGGAACUGCUGUUUGAAUCUGCUGGUGCAGACACCCCCUCGGGACCUGCUGUUCUCCCAGUUUUAUCUACCACCUUAUCUGUGCAGCCCUCAGACCCUCAGCCACACACACACUCUCCUGCCUUGACUAUUAAUCCCACAUCCACCCUCUCCUCCAAUCCUCCUGCCAGCUCCUCCUGGCCGUCUGAACGGCUCCCGGUCAAUCCCUCCCCCGCAAGCUCCAGCUCCUCUUCACCAUGCAAGUCUGCAGCACUGUCAUCCUCCAAGCCUUUUCUUAGUCUGGUUAGGUCUUUGUCCAAUGACGUUGAGUCUCGAGAAACUGUCCCUUCACUUUCCACCGUAGCACCAACCCACGCACGUCAUCGACACUUAAUGAAGUCUUUUGUUAAGUCUCUGUCCACGGACGCUUCCAAGGCUGACCAUUCGGAAGGGCCUCUUCAGCAUCAGCAAAUACAGCCAUCCCAUCGGCCUCCACCUCGCAACAUGCAACUCUUCAAACAGUUCUCCCAACCCCGUUUAUCCUCCAGUCCCGUCAUUGUCACUCAAGCAGGUGGAGACUCUAAAACAGCCCCCUCCUCCCCCAUCAUGUCUCCAGAUGGUAGGUCCUUCUUCAAAGUCCAAGAGGUGGAGGCCAAGAUAGAGGAUACCAAGCGGCGGCUAUCGGAAGUGAUGUCAGACCCUCUGCAGCUUUUUAGUAAGAUAAUGGGGGAUGAGUCUGGUACGGGGUCUGCUGGAAGUGCUGCUUAUCGUGCCAAAUCGCUGUCCUCCAGCGCGUCGGAGCUCAGCGGAGUAACAGCGGUAAAUGGACACGGAGAAGGUGGCAACAACUACAGCAUAAAAGAGGAGGAAGGGGCAGAAGGAGAAGACGAGGAAGAAACCCCCACAGCUAAGGGCCCAGAGUCAGGUUUUUUCUCUUUCCCGUCACUCGCGCCAGCCCUCACCCAGGCCUCAUCUUCUGCCCUCCACAAAUCUCCCUCUCUCACUCUGGGCCGCUGUUCGAUGUCAGCCCUGGUAGCUCGACAGGAAGACGAGGACUUCUGUGAGCUGUACAGCGAAGACUUUGAGUUAUGUACUGACACAGAGACACCGGACGGUGAUCGUUCUGGGUCCCGGCAACCCCAUACUGGUAGCACUGGUUUGUGUAGUGAGCUCGAUCCAGAGGACGAGAGAGCCGAAGAGGAGGCCGAGACCUUACCCGUGACUGGUCUCAUUAUUUUAACACAGUUGGUGUAUUGGUAUUUGGUGCUUCCUGUGCCACCCUGUGUGUGCUCAGUAGUGCACGGGAUAAUAGCGGGGUUCGCGUUGGCGUUGCUCGUGCUUUGGCUGUCAUCCCCUCAGCCCUCCUCAUCAGUGAGCAGAAAAAGGAGGCGAAGGAUAGAGCAAUGGAAUGUGGCCCAGCUGGAUAUUAAGGAACCAGGGAUAUUCAAGGGCUGGAUGAAUGAGAUCCACAGCUAUGACCCGGAGACGUACCACGCCACCCUGACCCACUCCGUUUACGUCCGUCUAGAGGGCUCAGUCCUGCGUCUGUCCAAGCCCAACCGGAACAUCUCCCGUCGUGCCACACACAAUGAGCCUAAACCUGACGUCACUUACAUCAGCCAGAAGAUCUACGACCUGACUGACAGCAAGAUAUACCUGAUGCCUCAGAGCCUGGCUAGGAAGAGAGUUUGGAACAAGAAAUACCCCAUUUGCAUUGAGCUGGCCAAGCAGGAUGACUUCAUGUCCAAGGCCCAGGGAGAGAGGCCUGAAGCUGGGGAAGAAAAAUCGACAGUUCAGAGUGAGAAGGUGGAGAAAACGGACAAGGGUGAGAAGGCAGAUGGAUCGGCGUCAGCAGAGGAACCCAAAAAACCAACCUUUGGAGGCGGGGAUUUGACUAUCUACCUUUUCGGGAGGACGGGUCGGGAAAAGGAAGAGUGGUUCCGUAGAUUUCUUCUAGCAUCCCGAAUGAAAUCAGAGGGAAGAGGUGGCAGUCUGCCUAGCAUCUGCAAGAAUGCCUUCUUACCCUCCCACAGUCGCAGUAGCAGCUUUCAAUCUGUCGGAGGCCUGGAGGCUGACAGCAGGAGCAGCAGCCGGGGAAGCCUGGAGGAGCUGUCUCAGUCUCAGUCUCGUCACAGAGAGACCACCGCCGCUCUCUCCUGUGGCUCUACUGCAGGCUUGAAGCAGAAGAUGCUGUUGGACUAUAAUGUCUACAUGGCCAAAUACGUGAGUCCCCAGGUGCCGCCUAGAAGCCCGACUGCCACUGACAGCGCUAGGAACAGCCCGGAUAGCAGCCCCCAGACUACCAAAAAGCUGCGUAGGAGUUCAGAGGAGACUGCGGAGCCUGAGGCCUGGGUAAAUGCAUUUCUGGGAAGGAUAUUCUGGGACUUCCUGGGAGAGAAAUAUUGGGCCAAUGUAGUCUCCAAAAAGAUCCAAAUGAAGCUCAGUAAGAUCAGGCUGCCAUAUGUUAUGAAUGAGCUGACUCUGACAGAGCUAGACAUGGGCUUCUCCAUUCCUAAGAUCCUCCGUGCCUCCAAACCUUCAGUGGACCACCAAGGUUUGUGGUUUGAUCUGGAGGUCUCCUACACGGGCUCUUUCCUCAUGACGCUGGAGACCAAGAUGAACUUGGCCCGUUUGGGAAAGGAGGGCGAGGGCCUUGGAGAACAUGGGAAAGAUUGGUCAAGGCCACGGACAUACUGUCUGGCAGACAGUGACGAGGAAUCGUCUAGUGCCGGUUCAUCGGACGAGGAGGAUCCUCCAGAACUCCUCAGUGACAAACCUGUUCUGCCUGGAGCAGAGGGUUAUGUGGGAGGCCACAGACCCAGCAAGAUCAUGCGCUUUGUGGACAAGAUAGCCAAGUCGAAGUACUUCCAGAAAGCCACAGAGACGGAGUUCAUCAAGAAGAAGAUGGAGGAAGUAUCCAACACGCCCUUGUUGCUCACUGUAGAGGUGCAAGAGUGCCGCGGGACUCUGGCUGUCAACAUCCCACCUCCCCCCACAGACAGGAUAUGGUAUGGUUUUCGGAGUCCGCCUCACCUGGAGCUCAAAGCACGGCCCAAACUCGGUGAAAGGGAGGUGACGCUGGUGCAUGUAACAGAGUGGAUUGAGAAGAAACUGGAUCAGGAGUUCCAGAAAAUAUUUGUGAUGCCAAACAUGGAUGAUGUGUGGCUACCCAUAAUGCACUCUGCCAUGGAUACGCGUUCAAAUGCCAACUUGUUUACUGUGACAAAUGAUGCCUUGAAGGAUCCAGAACCCGAAUCUGAUGUCUCUGACAUGUGAAGGCACGCUGCUCGAGGUGUUCAAUGACAAGCUUUUUAUCGCCAUGUCCCCGCCCCGUCUCAGAGAUCACAGCUCCAGCAGUGGGCUCGGUCGGCUCCCUGGUAUUUUUACCAGUACUCCAGUCCUGCUGUCGCACCGCUCCAUGAAGGCUGUGCUUCAAAACGAUCUGAAAUCUACUCAUAUCUGGCUAUUAAAAGCAAACAGAAGAGAACAGUGACUCACAGACUGCCGAUCAUUCACACAGUUUUAGUGUGACAUCAAAUAUUAUGAUUCACUCUGAUGAAAUUACUUUUUUGAGGGACAUGGUUAAAGUGUGUGUGUGUGUGUGUGUGUGUGUGUGUGUGUGUGUGUGUGUGUGUGUGUGUGUGUGUGUGUGUGUGUGUGUGUGUGUGUGUCAUGGUGGAUUGACAAAUAGCCAUCCGAUCCAACCAGAGGAACCAUAAUACCUGUGAUGUACAGCUGCCCCAAACGUGAUAGUUGUACAGUGUAAACCUUUUAUGUGACGUUUCUAAUUGACUGGUUUAUUGUUACUAUAACUCUUUAAGAACUCCUGGGGCCACUAAACGAAGAUUGUGUAUAUCUGAGCGAGCAAACACCUGACAGAAUAUUCCUUUAAAUUCGCAGGCGAUUUCGCCGAAAACCCCAGCAUCUGUGAUUACAUGUUUCACAGGGAUGUCGAGACACAUUUAUCAACCACUCACACUGCUGCCUGUGCCGGCUGCCUGGCACCUAUAUGCAAACCAAUCAACGGCUCUGCGUCUAUAAGACACCGGGCCUGUUUAGAAUAAAGGACUGUCAUUAUGCUUUUUACCUGUGUCAUAGGACUUACAGAGGAGUCGUGUGAAUUGAAGUACAUCUGCAAACGCAGCAGCAAAACAUUGCCUAGGUCUAUUGAAUGUAUACAUAGGAAUGCAGCUCUUUAGCUGUGCAAUGGAAUAGCUCAUUCACUGAAAACGUGCUUCUAAGCAACAUGUUUCAAGCGCUCUUUUCGUGUUAUGUUCAGAGUCGACAAAAAGUAAUAAUUUUCUAUUUUUUAUUGCCAAAGCAAUCUUUCAGUGUGGUUUAAAGAAAGAAACCAGAGGGUUGUGUAUGAGGUAAACAGAAAUUCAGAAGACGGAGAAAAAUAAUCUGCAGGGAGUGAUUUUAAUGAGCAGGAGACUGAAACACUUUUAGUUUAAAUGGAAACACAUAAACUCAGAAAUGUGUAGUUUAAAGAGCUGGGACAUCCACUCUUGCUGUUUUAUUUUAAAUCAAUAACAUACUGGAUAUUAGCCAUAUUAUUUAAUGCUCUCAGCAGACAUCCAGCUAAUGAAUGCUCCGUUUCUGUUGAAUUAUUUAUUGAUUUCCUUUUUUUAAAUGCUGUCUACUGUUGUACACAUUAAAGAAAAACAUGACAUACACUAGAACUACAGGAUCUUUGUAAUCUGCCAAGACGCCCUGCUUUACAGGUGACUUUUACUUUAUAUGUCCAGACAUGUGUGUUGACAAGUGUAUGAGGCAGAAAGUGCCUUUAAAGUAAAUUAAACAUUCCUCCAUAGUGAGCCGCCGUGUUUCUUGCAUCAGUUGAGAAUAGGAAAAGGGGAAAAAAAAGUCUUUGUGCCAUUACUGUGUCUGUUAAGACAUGCCCAUUUUGGUUUUUCAUGUCUCGGUGUUGUUUAUUUGCACAAGUGAUGACAAUAUCAAACAUUGCUGUUGUGUUCAGUGAUGUUGCAGAAUGUUACGUUUCUGAUCAUUGUGGAUCAAUAAAAUCUUUUUGCUCGGAAA
Molecule: messenger RNA, 6004 nt
Organism: Maylandia zebra (zebra mbuna)
Lineage: Eukaryota; Metazoa; Chordata; Actinopteri; Cichliformes; Cichlidae
Gene: tex2
Product: testis expressed 2
Cellular component (GO): endoplasmic reticulum
Molecular function (GO): lipid binding
Source: RefSeq, a predicted model, not a curated record